AUGUCCUCUAAUUAUUUCUUGUUGCUUCUAUCUAUUAUCAUUUCCUAUCAAAUUUGCUAUUUGGAUGCUGCUAACUAUUAUGCACCAACAACCUCAACUAAAAAGGUUUUAAACAAAAUUGACUCGUGUUGGCGGUCCAAAACUAAUUGGGCGGCAAACCGUCGGGCCUUGGCGGAUUGUGCGGUCGGUUUCGGACGAGGAGCCGUGGGAGGGAAAUACGGGGCCAUCUAUGUCGUCACGAACCCAUCCGACGAUCCGGUUAACCCAAAACCGGGGACAUUACGAUAUGGUGUUAUCCAAACGAAGCCAUUGUGGAUAAUAUUUGGUAAGAAUAUGGUUAUAACUCUAAAGAAUGAAUUGCUUAUGAAUAGUUACAAGACAAUUGAUGGAAGAGGAGCAAAAGUGGAGAUAGCUUAUGGACCUUGUAUUACAAUUCAACGUGUGAGUCACGUGAUCAUCCAUGGGAUUAGCAUUCACGAUUGUAAGCCCGGGAAAUCGGGUCUUGUCAGGAACAGCCCGGACCAUUUAGGUCAUCGUCAGGGUUCCGACGGAGAUGGCAUCGAUGUGUUUGCGUCUACUAAUAUUUGGAUUGAUCAUUGCUUUCUAGCGAAAUGCACUGACGGAUUAAUUGAUGUUAUUCAUGCUUCCACCGCUAUUACUAUAUCUAACAAUUAUUUCACUCGUCAUGACAAGGUGAUGUUAUUCGGACACAAUGACAACAACAAAGAAGAUAAGGCUAUUAAAGUUACGGUUGUUUUCAACCGUUUUGGGGCUGGCCUUGUCCAAAGAAUGCCAAGGGUGAGAUUUGGGUAUGCCCACGUGGCAAACAAUCGGUACGAUGAAUGGGAAAUGUAUGCAAUAGGAGGAAGUGCUAAUCCCACCAUCUUUAGUGAGGGCAAUUAUUUUGUCGCUCCAAAUAACCCAACUGCCAAACAGGUGACAAAGAGGGAGGUUAAGAGUGGGUGGUCAAACUGGAAAUGGAGGUCUUCUCGUGACAAAUUCGUCGGCGGAGCCUAUUUUGUACAGUCGGGAUAUGGAACCAUCGCUCCUUCCUACUUGCGUUCUGAAUCCUUCAACGUCGCCGACGGUUCUGCCGUUCCUUCUCUUACAUCUCAAGCCGGCCCUCUUCCUUGUGUUUCCGGAAAAUCAUGCUAG
Molecule: messenger RNA, 1155 nt
Organism: Impatiens glandulifera
Lineage: Eukaryota; Viridiplantae; Streptophyta; Magnoliopsida; Ericales; Balsaminaceae
Product: putative pectate lyase 2
Exons: 4
Coding region: 1-1155 (384 amino acids)
Molecular function (GO): pectate lyase activity
Source: RefSeq, a predicted model, not a curated record